This is a messenger RNA of Meloidogyne enterolobii, 445 nucleotides long. The record is from the annotation of a GenBank genome assembly. Lineage: Eukaryota; Metazoa; Nematoda; Chromadorea; Rhabditida; Meloidogynidae.
UUGUGAAAUUAAUUUUAAGAUGCCAAUGUGCGGAAAUGUUUGGUUUGAUAAUAUUAAAAAUUGUGCUUUGAUAAACUUUUUUGAAGACAAAUUAUUUGCUGAAUCGAACUUUGCCAAGGAUCGGAAUAAAAAGUUCCUCAUUCUUCUCGAUGGAUGUGCCAUUUGUCCUAGUGCUGCUGCUAAAAUAACUGGUUUACGAGUCACUCAUUUUGAGAAAGGAGGAAAUUGGUUAUCUCAUUGCGAUGACGAAUCUGAAUUUGAAGCUUUAAGUGUUAAAGAUUUGAAUAUUGGAGUAAAAUUAGGUGAAAAUAUAAAUUUGGGAAGUUCUUCAUUUUCUCUUCCUGUGAUUUUGACACAUCGAAUUUGCGGCCAAAUAUUCAGUAGUACAGUUCCUGACAAGACAUACACGAACAUUUAUCUUCAUAUAACACACAAGUUAUUUUAG